Messenger RNA from Gambusia affinis (western mosquitofish), 3788 nucleotides. Its product is annotated as copine-3-like. Gene Ontology annotation, molecular function: receptor tyrosine kinase binding; calcium-dependent phospholipid binding. The record is from RefSeq and is a predicted model, not a curated record. NCBI's taxonomy places the organism in Eukaryota, Metazoa, Chordata, Actinopteri, Cyprinodontiformes, Poeciliidae. The transcript is spliced from 16 exons. Gene Ontology annotation, biological process: cellular response to calcium ion; ERBB2 signaling pathway. The coding region runs from base 293 to 1957 and encodes 554 amino acids. Gene Ontology annotation, cellular component: plasma membrane.
GCACACGUGUCACGUGAAAUACGGGAUAUUCAAACGAGUACGAGUGAGCGUGUAAAUAUUAUGCAACCCGUGCAUUGUGUGCACUAUUAUCUUAUGUUUGUGGGUUCGGAACAAGAUGUGGUGACUGGAAGCCGCGGGGAAGGUGGAGGAGCGACCCGGUGUCAAAGUGUUUCUGGUUCCGUCGAUGACAGGAGAACACCGCCCAUCCUGCAGCUAGCUAGCCAAGCUCAGUCUCUUUCUGCUGGGUUCCCGGAGGACGGACGACUAGAGAAAAGGUCUCCCUCUGACAGCGAUGGCGUCAUUUGGAGCACCGCAACCGAAGGCCACAGACUGCCUGACCAAGGUGGCGCUCAGCAUCGCCUGCGAUAAUCUGCUGGACAUGGACGCCUUCUCCAAGUCUGACCCCAUGUGCGUGCUCCAGUUGAACUCCUCGGGUCCUCACUGGUACGAGAUUGGGCGAACGGAGAAAAUCCAGAACUGCCUGAAUCCCAAGUUUUCCAAGAGCAUCGUCCUCGACUACUACUUCGAGACGGUGCAGAAACUCAGGUUUGAAGUGUACGACAUCGACAGCGAAAACUGCACUCCAGAAGAAGCGGACUUCCUGGGACAGUUUGAGUGCACCUUGGGACAGAUUGUGUCCUCGAAAAAACUUACAAAACCUCUUGUGAAGAGAGACAAGACGCCAGCAGGGAAAGGAACGAUAACCAUUUGUGCAGAGGAGAGAAACGACAACAGGGUGGUGGCGUUGGAAGUUGCUGCCAGGUCAUUGGACAAAAAGGACUUUUUUGGCAAGUCCGACCCUUUCCUGGAGUUUUACAAGCAGACAGAAACUGGAUGGCAGCUGGCCCACAGGACCGAGGUGGUGAAGUACAACCUAAACCCCAUAUGGAAGCCAUUCAGAAUCCCGAUGCAGUCCCUCUGCGACGGUGACGUGGAAAAAUCUAUAAAGAUUGACUGCUACGACCACAACAACAGCGGCUCUCACGAUUUCAUUGGCUCCUUCCUCACGUCACUCUGUCAGAUACAGCAGGCAUGUCAGUCAUACGCUGCUGAGUUUGAAUGCAUCAACAGCAAGAAGAAGCAGAAGAAGAAAGGAUACAAAAACUCUGGAAUUAUCAUUAUAAAACAAUGCAAGAUAGUGAAGGAAUACACAUUUCUGGAUUACAUAAUGGGCGGCUGUCAGAUUAACUUCACGAUUGCUAUUGAUUUCACGGGCUCCAAUGGGAAUCCCAGUUUACCCACAUCUUUACACUACAUCAACCCUCAAGGCUACAACGAGUAUCUGGCAGCGAUCUGGGCAGUCGGUAACGUCAUCCAGGACUAUGACAGUGACAAGAUGUUCCCCGCCUUUGGUUUUGGCGCUCAGCUUCCUCCAACAUGGCAGGUCAGCCAUGAGUUCCCCAUCAACUUCAACGCCUCAAAUCCAUUCUGUGCAGGCAUAGAGGGAGUGAUCUUUGCCUAUCAGCAGUGUCUGCCUCAGGUGAAGCUCUACGGUCCAACAAACUUCUCUCCAAUCAUCAAUCACGUGGCCCAUUUUGGCAGAGAGGCCUUACAGCAGCAAACCGCCUCUCAAUACUUCGUCCUGCUGAUCAUCACCGACGGAGUCAUCACCGACAUGGAUCAGACGCGCAACGCCAUCGUCAACGCCUCGCGGCUGCCCAUGUCCAUCAUCAUCGUCGGCGUGGGAGCGGCGGACUUCAGCGCCAUGGAGUUCCUGGACGGAGACGACGGAGUCCUGCGCUCGGCCACCGGCGAGGCCGCCAUGAGGGACAUCGUGCAGUUCGUGCCGUUCAGGCAGUUCCAAAACGGUCCUCAGGAAGCUCUUGCUCAGUCCGUCCUGGCAGAAGUGCCGGGCCAGGUGGCGGGCUUCUUCAAUACCAUGAAACUGAGCCCGCCUCACAGCAACGAUCCUCCCUCUGACCUCCUGGCAUCGGCGCCCCCUAGUGAUGCAUGCUGACAACCAAACUUCUUCCUAAAAAAUGACGAGUCCCCUUCAACUCUGAAGCCUCUUUGUUAAGGCGUGUCAGUGUUUCGAACCUAACCUAGCAUGGCCUAUGCCGAGGGAUGGAAAUGUUACGGUAUGUUAACACUUUGCAGCAGUUUUAUAUAAUCCUCACAUUUCCCAGGUUUAGCCUCGUUAAACGAGACAUCUUAUGGCAUUACACAUAUUUGCUGACAUUCUUACUGUACCCCUGCACUGUCCUUUAACCUGCAUCUACAGCCCACUUCUAUUCUGCCUGUGUCACAAUAGAGGUGCAUCACUGCAUAUCUUUCUUCCGCUGUGUCUCCUUUGCCAUGGUUAGAGUGUUAAAUCAAACUAGCCCUUCAGAAACUAUUAAAGACAGUUUUGCUGUAUGUGGAAGCAAACAGUAUCUUGUCUCAUCUCAGAGUAGCACACACAGUAAACUGAAGGUGGCGUUACUACAGAGAAACAAACACAGAAAUACUUACAGACGUUAUUUUCUCAUAAGAUGUGUUAAAUUAUUUUAGUUUAACUAAAGAAAAAACGCCAAAUAAAUUUAGUAAAACAAAUGCCUGUUUCUACUUUGGUUAAGAACUACAAUAUUAGGUUUGUAACCCUUAUGUUUCUUGCACUGUAAUGUUUAAAAAGGGCAACUAUUGCUUCUGUAAGUAAAGUCUUUAUUUGUUUGCUCGCUCGCUCCCUCUCUCUCCAUUUAUAUAUAUGUAUAUAUAUAUAUAUAUAUAUAUAUAUAUAUAUAUAUAUGUAUAUAUAUAUAUAUAUAUAUAUAUAUAUAUAUAAUAUCAUAUCAAUUUCAUUUACCUAAAGAACAACAUAAAUGCAGUUAGUAGCUCUGACUUACUAUCAGUCGUAGUUUUCCAUCUGCCAGGGUGGCAUGACCUACAUCUAAAAAAGGUUACCACUUUUAGAUGAUUCGAUUGAUUGAUAGAUGAAAUGUUUUGAAUAAAUGUAUAUAUUUUUCAAGAACAAGGCAGCUAAUAUCAGCCAUCUCCUCAGUCUGUCAGUUCUGAAGUCCGAUGAUAUAAACGUAGUUUUUUCCUUAAUCCCCAUUUUACUGCAGUUACUUCCUUGUGGGUCUUUAUAUGUUAUGCUGUCCCAGAAAAUGUAAAUAGGUUUUAGGAUUCAAAGCGAAAGCUUGUCAAAUGUUUACAGAAUGGAUCAGCUAUAUGUCACUAUUAAUAAUGAUUUGUACUGAAUCAAAUUUAUGCUUAAUUUGACUGAUCAUUUGGUGCUUCUACGCGAGUGGACUGGUUCUUUAUUAGCAUAAUCAGGGAGACCUAAUAGAGGAAAUGUUUUAUAUACUAAACAUAUGCACAUAAUAGAAGACAUUCACUUUGUCUUAACAAGUGUCCAACUAUCCCUGUAUGUACAUUUUAUUUAGUAAAUGUAAAAACAAAUUUUUGACUUGUCUUGCUUUGUUAUAUGUCUUUGUUAUAUGUGUUGAUUCUGCCUGUAUUUUGUUUUUGUUCUAUUUUUGUCCUAUGCAAAAUUGAGUCUAUAAAAUCAAGAUGAUCAAAUAAUUACUGACUUAUUAUGAUGUUUAACCAAAUAUUUAACAAUUGGUAUAUAAGAAAGGCUUACAGUGAUUCAGAUACACAAUGGCAUUUAUGUAAAAAGUUAGAUGUUCUAUAUUACCAUCCAUAGUCAAUUUCCUAAUAGCCUUACAAUUCAUGCCUCAAGAAAACAAUAGAACACUCCUAUAUUACAAGUAAAUACUAAAACAUUUAGCUCGCUGGAUGUCUGUUUUUCUGUUCUUUUUACAUUUGCUAAAAUGGCAACAAAAAAAGCUGAGCAUUUUACAGGUUAA